Cydia strobilella is the source of this 2954-nucleotide messenger RNA. Its product is annotated as actin nucleation-promoting factor WASL-like. Gene Ontology annotation, molecular function: actin binding. Gene Ontology annotation, biological process: actin filament organization. The coding region runs from base 243 to 1886 and encodes 547 amino acids. The transcript is spliced from 11 exons. The record is from RefSeq and is a predicted model, not a curated record. Lineage: Eukaryota; Metazoa; Arthropoda; Insecta; Lepidoptera; Tortricidae.
ACCGCUCGCGUAUUAUUAAGUCGAAUAGAUGUGGUUUAGAGAGAGAGUUUAUUACUAGUUUUCAGUGUUCGUAGGCGAUAAGCGAUUAAGAUUUAAAUUCAGUCAACUCAAAAUAUCAUAAUAAUUAAUUACUGUCCAAAUAAAAAAGGGCAUUUACGUAGAUGAGUGACAACUGGGGCUGUGCCUGUGCUGUGUGUAGGAUUGUAUCCUAGCCUAGCAUAAAUAGAAGUAGCAACGACAGGAUGCCGAGGGGAGAGCAUACGCAUAGGCCUAGCGUAUUACUAAGCCGCGAGGAGAACGAACAGGUGUUCAGUCUCAUCGGACCGAAGUGCCAGAGUUUAGCGACGGCAGUAGUUCAGUUGUUUACCACUGAGGGACCAGCACAUUCAGAAUGGAAGAAAAAGGAUACUGGCAUCUUGUGCUUGGUGAAGGACAACAGCAAGCGGUCGUACUUCUUCCGCAUUUACUGCCUCUACAGAAAGGCAAUGAUAUGGGAACAUGAAGUGUACUUGCAGAUAGAAUAUAAAAACCCGAGGCCUUAUUUGCAUACAUUUGAAGCCGAAGACUAUAUGACAGCUUUUAAUUUUGCCAAUGAAGAUGAAGCUAAGGUCCUCAGAAAUAUCCUCAUUGAGAAGAUUGAAUUAAGGAAGCAAAAGCGUGAAGAGCGACGGCAGCGGUCGAUGCUGGCGUCGCGCGUCAACAGCCAGCAGUCGGCGCGUCACAACGGCGUGCCGCCCGCGCCGCCCGGCCCGCCGCCGGCGCCCGCGCCCGCGCCCGCCCCCGCGCACGCGCAAGCGCCCGCGCCCGCGCCCGUGCAGCACCACCAGCCCGUGCAGCACCACCAGCCCGUGCACGCACCACCUCUCAAAUCUAUAUCCUCUGGCAUGCUGAAGAAUACCAGCAAGAAACCAAAGAUGAGAAAAAUCACAAAAGCUGACAUUGGAACUCCACAAGACUUCAAGCACAUAUCACACGUCGGGUGGGACGCUAACAAAGGUUUUGACUUGGACAACCUGCCGGAGGAGGAGAUGCGGUCGUUCUUCUCGAUGGCGGGCGUGUCCGCAUCGCAGCUUGAGGACUCCAGCACGCGCCAGUUCAUCUACGACUUCAUCAACGAGCACGGCGGCGUCGACGCCGUCAAGGAGGAGCUGCACAAGCCUGACCCCGCGCCCGCGCCACCAGGUGGUGGAGGGUAUGGGCGCGGCGCGCCGUCGCCGGCCCCGUCGGCGCCCGCGCCGCCCGUGCCGCACCGCAGCCCCGCGCCUCCGCACCCACCCCAGCCGCCUUCACGCGCGCCCCCGCCGCCCCCGCCGCCGCCGGCGCGCGCCGUGCCGCCGCCGCCGCCGCCGCCCGCCGCCUCCCGCAACCCGCCGCCGCCGAGACCAAUUCAGCCGCCGUCGAGUGGUCCGCCGGCGGUGCCGCCGCCGCCGCCGCCGCCGACGCAGUCACCGGCAGGCGCGCCGCCGCCACCGCCGCCCGCGCCGCCCGCGCCGCCCGCACCGCCCGCGCCGCCAGCACCGCCAGCACCGCCCGGCCCGCCAGACGCUACGGUGCCACUAGACGCACGAGCCGCGCUCAUGGAAAGCAUUCGCAGUGGAAACAAGGCUUUAAAGCACGUGGAAGCCGGGUCCAAGCCGCCUGCAGAAGACAACCGGAGCAACCUGCUCAGCGAGAUCCGACAGGGCGUGGAAUUGCGAUCCGUGCAGGCGUCGCGGCCGGCGAGCAACGGCGCGGCGCCGGCGGCGGCGGCGGCGGCGGCGGGUACGGGCGGCGCGUCGGGCCUGGCCGUGGCGCUGCGCCGCGCGCUGGACGAGCGCUCGCGCGUCAUCCACUCCUCCGACUCCGACGACAGCGAGCCCGCCACCAGCGACGACGAAUGGGAUUAACCGCACACCGACACCUACUCGCUCUCUCCUCCUCCCUCUCCUUACACAUUUCAUAUUUAUGUUUAACAUUCUUCCAGGCGUGAAUCACUCCGCGAUUUCGUCGCGUCGCUACAAGUACAUGCGGCCUACACCAAUUUUGGUGUCUAGCCAUAGUAGUUGCCGCGCACCGCUACGGAACGGACGCCUGCUCGCGCUUGCGCCACCUAGCGGUCAUAUCUGUCGUAAUAGACGUGUUUUGUUAGAGUGGACUUUCUGUACCAAGUACUAUUAUUUAUUCUGUAAUUAUACUUUUACUUCCUAAAAUCUUACCCUGUUACGAAGUUUACCCAGUGUCGAUAAGGAUCACAAAAGAUCAAUAAUUAACUUUGCCAAUGAAAUAAAAUGGUUUCAUAUAAAAUUCUCGACGAAUUAAUAGCUCAAGAUUGCGAAUGGUAUAAUAAAUAUAUUAAUAUAAUCAAAGGCGCAUUAAAGCGCUAUACAUUUUUGUUUGCGAUACAUGACUAAGCUCGUGGUAAUGUGCUAUAUUUUAGUGUUUGCUUUUUAAGCUCCUUUUUACUAUGUAACUAUUUUGCCUAAUCUUCUUCUAGCUGAGUGACGUUACCACUGGCUUUUUACCUCCCAAUUUACAUUAUUCUCGACGUAAUGUUAAAAUAAAUUAAGAAUAUUGUAGGCGCCACUGUACCAAUUCAAGUGGUGUAGCAACACCACGACAUGUUUACGAUCAUAUAGCCUGUCAGGGCUUUCAAUACAAAAGUGCGGUAAAUUUAACAACCUUGAAGGUUGACCUGCAUUUGGUUAGCAUCAUGAAAUAACCUAACAAUAGUAAUAGAAGUCACAUCAGGCAAUCGGUUUGUAUGAAGAGUAGAGGUAAACUGUAUUGUACUAUUUGUACUGUAUGUAUAUUGAAUGUGUAUAUAAUGUACCUAUGUAAACUGUACUGUAUGUACAUAUAUUGAAUGUGUAUAUAAUGUACCUAUGUAAUUGUAGAAAAUGACUGACAAAACAAUGGUGAUUGUAUGAUUAUAGCAUUUUUGUCAUACAUACGAUUAUUUCCAGUUUUUGGUUAGC